AGAAAAUCAUUCUCAAUCUAUGGAUUCUAAUUUCUUUGGUCCAAUUCCCUUAGGUUUAAUAACUGCCAAAGCCACCCACAUUGUAUGGCCACUUCACAGAGCUUGUAGCCUUAUUUUCCAAAAUAAUAAGUCACCACUUGAAAUAUAAUGAGAGCUGUAUCGUAUGUGGAGCGCCUUGAGUUUGAUUUUCCGGGAUCCGUUUUCAAAAAUGCUUUUUUGUUUGGAGACGUCGAUAAUGACAAAAGCGACGAGCUUGUGGUUGGGAACGAAAAUGGCGAUGUUUUCAUCUAUAAGGGCAACGCUAGCAAAUGUUGGAGAAGAGCUAGUGAUUUAGGAAUGGUAACUGCCAUAGGUGUCGGAGACAUAUUCAAUGUGGGCCGAAACUCCUUAGUUGUUGUUAAUGGUGAGGGAUGGUGUUAUAUUUUCGAUUUCCUCAUUGAUACGUCCAAUGACGGAGAACUUCCCAUGAAACCAACACACGUACAAAGAAUUCCCGCAAAUACCAAAGUUCUUCUUCUACAUGAUGUUAACUCAGAUGGAUUGAUUGAACUUGUGAUCGGCCUGACGGACCGGGUCGUCCGUACAUAUCAAUGGAUUAAUACAAAACUAGUCGGCCUGAACAAAUGGGAAUUUGCCAACCAAAUCGGUACUGUCGCCAUAAAUGAUAUGGCUAAUCGUGCUCCAUCGUUAUUAGUUGCCCAUCCUGGCGGAACAUUCAUCCGUCUAAAAUGUAAGCCGUUGGAAAACUGUGAGGAGCAUGAUAAGGAAGAAUCGAGGGAGUUAUUGUCUAAAAUGUCCAUUGACUAUCACCCCCUUGCAUAUUCGCAUAUGCGCAAUCCUAAUGUUUCUACCGAGAUAUUGGGUAAUAUAUCUCAGGGAAUGCCACAUCAAGACGAGCACCAAGGAGCCCUUUAUGCUGUUGCAACACUGGAUGGUACCCUGAUGAUGGUACGAGAUGAACAAAUUUUAUGGUCGUUGCAGGUUGAUCAUCAGCUAUUUGCGCUUUCAAAACUUGACAUUACAGGUGACGGUCGGGAGGAAGUGGUCGCUUGCUCUUGGGAUGGACAGACCUACAUUGUUAACCAAGAGAAACAAACUGUUAGAUUUCAGUUUGACCAAUCAGUCUCCGCCUUUACCGCAGGAUACUACUCCCUGGAUUCCCGAGCCCCUUCAUUGCCUGCAUUUGCUUAUGCAACAUUCCAUAAUAAAAUCUACCUAUAUUACAACGUUUCUCUCCCAAGGAUAACUCUUCGCACUUCGAGCGAAAUCCUUAAAGAAAAAUCAAAAAAUGGAGGUGACACCUUUAUGAAAUCUCUAACAGAUACCUCCAAACUCAGCGAAAUGUUUAGCAAAAUUCUCUAUCAAACACAGUUGUAAAUUUUUCUCGCUCGUUUUUGUAGCCCGAAAUGAAAAUGUAAUGUUUUGGUGUGU
This is a messenger RNA of Daphnia carinata, 1431 nucleotides long. Its product is annotated as KICSTOR complex protein ITFG2-like. Gene Ontology annotation, cellular component: KICSTOR complex. The record is from RefSeq and is a predicted model, not a curated record. The transcript is spliced from 9 exons. Bases 148 to 1377 code for a protein of 409 amino acids. NCBI's taxonomy places the organism in Eukaryota, Metazoa, Arthropoda, Branchiopoda, Diplostraca, Daphniidae. Gene Ontology annotation, biological process: regulation of TOR signaling.